This is a messenger RNA of Onthophagus taurus, 3726 nucleotides long. RefSeq names its product Cullin 1 (gene Cul1). Lineage: Eukaryota; Metazoa; Arthropoda; Insecta; Coleoptera; Scarabaeidae. Gene Ontology annotation, biological process: ubiquitin-dependent protein catabolic process. The record is from RefSeq and is a predicted model, not a curated record. Gene Ontology annotation, cellular component: cullin-RING ubiquitin ligase complex. Gene Ontology annotation, molecular function: ubiquitin protein ligase binding.
UUUAGAUUUUUAGUGACUAAACCAUUUUCGUUUAAUUUAAUCACGCGUUAAAAUAAACUUUAAAUUCAAGAUUUCGUUAUAACGCAAAUCAUAAAAGGCGAUAACAAUUAAAGUUUGUUUUAAAUCUGUCAAUUCUUCUGAUAUCUCGGAAAAUAAAACAACAAAUUAGUACCUUAUAGUAAAUAUUAAUAACAAAUUACAAGUUCCAGGUAGUAAAUACGUUUUGCAAAGCUGUUGUUUUUAAAUUGCUGUUAUGUUUUAACCUUGUAUAUAAAUAAAUCAAAUCGAAUCUGUAUACUGUGCACUUAAAUUGGAACCAUGUCAAAUCGAAGUACAGCAAUGAGUGGGAGCUAUGGAACCGGAUUGAAACCCAUUGAUUUGGAUCAGAUCUGGGAAGAACUUAAUCAAGGGAUAGAAUAUGUGUAUAGUUUUCAAAAGAUUUCUUGUCCCCAAUAUAUGCAAUUAUAUUCGUAUGUCCAUGACUAUUGUACUUCUGUGCAUAAAAGUAAUGAAAGGAGUGCUUCUAUUGCUAAAGGAAAGAAAAAUUUAACCGGAGGUGCCCAAUUGGUUGGGUGGGAAUUAUAUCAAAGACUUAAACAGUUUCUUAAGAAUUAUGCCAUAUUGAAAUUACAGGAAGGAGUAAAUCUAAUGGAUGAAGAUGUAUUAAACUUUUAUACUCAACAAUGGGACAGAUAUCGUUUUAGUAGUAAAGCGAUAAGUGGAAUUUGUGCAUACUUGAAUAGACAUUGGGUGAAAAGGGAGUGUGAGGAAGGUCGUAAAGGCAUCUACGAAAUUUAUCAGUUAGCGUUAGUAACGUGGCGAGAUAAUCUCUUUAAACAAUUACACAAACAAGUGACCAACGCAGUAUUAAAAUUAAUUGAAAAAGAACGCAACGGAGAACCAAUUAAUACCUGUUUAGUUUCUGGAGUUAUAAAUUGUUACGUUGAGUUGGGUUUAAAUGAGGAAGAACCGGGCGCGAAAGGAUCUAAUUUAUGUGUGUACAAAGAAAGUUUUGAAAAUGUGUUCUUGGAAGAUACCGAAAGGUAUUAUAUUAGAGAGAGUACUAAUUUUCUAGCGCAGAAUCCGGUUACUGAGUAUAUGAAGAAGGUUGAACAACGAUUACUUGAAGAACAAAAGCGCGUUCAAGUUAAUUUGCACGAAAGCACCAGCGAGCGAUUAGCAAAAACUUGCGAGAGAGUCCUCAUUCAAAAACAUUUGGAGCUAUUCCAAGCCGAGUUUCAACAAUUAUUAGAUGCGGAAAAAGAUAGUGAUUUAGAAAGGAUGUUUAAGUUGGUUGCUCGCAUUCCAGAAGGUUUGGGAGAGUUACGAUCUUUAUUAGAACAGCACAUCACCAAUCAAGGACUUGCUGCUAUUGAGAAAUGCGGUGAAAGCGCUCAUAAUGAUCCAAAAAUCUAUGUUAACACAAUUUUGGAAGUCCAUAAAAAAUACAACGCUCUUGUAAUUGUAUCCUUUGAAAAUGAUAGUGGUUUUGUAGCCGCUUUAGACAAAGCUUGUGGACGAUUUAUAAACGCUAACGCGGUUACAAAGUUCGCAAAUUCGAGCACUAAAUCACCUGAACUUCUCGCGAAAUAUUGUGAUCUUUUAUUGAAAAAAUCUAGUAAAAAUCCGGAAGAAGCUGAACUCGAAGAUACUCUUAAUCAAGUGAUGGUUGUAUUCAAAUAUAUUGAAGACAAAGACGUUUUCCAAAAGUUUUAUAGUAAGAUGUUAGCUAAAAGACUCGUGCAACACAUGUCGGCUAGUGAUGACGCUGAAGCUUCUAUGAUAUCGAAAUUGAAACAAGCCUGUGGGUUUGAAUAUACUUCAAAAUUACAACGAAUGUUCCAAGAUAUUGGCGUUUCGAAAGAUUUGAAUGAACAGUUCCGCGCGCAUCUUAAAAAUUCAAACGAAGCUCUUGAUAUAGAUUUUAGCAUACAAGUGCUUUCAUCGGGAUCUUGGCCUUUUCAACAAUCGUUUUCAUUUGGAUUACCCUCAGAACUCGAACGCAGUGUACAUAGAUUUACUACAUUUUACUCAGCUCAACAUUCUGGUAGAAAAUUAAAUUGGUUAUAUAAUAUGUCCAAAGGAGAAUUAUUAACUAAUUGUUUCAAAAAUAGGUAUACACUUCAAGCUAGUACCUUCCAAAUGGCUGUGCUCUUACAAUUCAACGUUUCCGAAAGUUGGACGGUAUCACAACUUAGCGAUAAUACCCAAAUCAAGCCGGACUUUAUGGUUCAGGUGCUUCAAAUUUUGCUCAAGGCGAAACUUUUGUCAUCGGACGACGAUGAUAUGGAUCUGAGACCGGAAUCGAUUGUGUCUUUAUAUUUAGGUUAUAAAAAUAAAAAACUUCGCGUAAAUAUAAAUAUCCCGAUGAAAACGGAACUAAAACUUGAACAGGAAACGACGCAUAAGCACAUUGAGGAAGAUCGAAAGUUGCUUAUUCAGGCUGCUAUUGUGCGCAUUAUGAAAAUGAGGAAGGUGCUUAAGCACCAACAGCUCGUCGCCGAAGUUUUGAAUCAACUUUCAACUAGAUUCAAACCAAAGGUGCACAUAAUUAAGAAAUGCAUAGAUAUAUUAAUUGAAAAAGAAUACCUGGAAAGAACUGAAGGUCAAAAAGACACAUACAGCUACCUGGCAUGAUUCCUCCUCAGAGCGCCUACGUUACUCGUUUAAUUAACCUUUUCGAAACGAUUAAAAAAAAUGAAGCUUUUAUUGUGACUGUUUUGUACACGUUACUACGUUUACUUGCCACGCGAAAAAAAAAAUAAUAACUAAAAUAAAUAAAAUGUAAAAGAAAAACAAAACCACAAAUACUAUACAUAUUAUACAAUUUACAUUCGUAUACUAAUCCCGUAAAAAUAUAAAAGCGUGCGUAAAAUCGGGAGUUUUAAAACGGUUUAAUUAAUUUAAUAAAUUUUAACCGAAUAUAUUACGCCAAAAAAAGGCACUGGAAAUUAAGAGAAAGUUCCAAAUCUCCCCCAAAACAUAUACACACGGUUGUAAACUAGUAAAGGCUGUAUAUCAAUUGUAUAUAUUGUAGCUUUUUAAAGUUUAGUGAUUUCGAAACAAAAAAUAUAAAUUUAUUUAUCUCUCUUGAGUGUGUUGUUAUUUCGUUUUUCUUCUUGUUUUUUUUUUUUAUUAAAUUGGAUUUUGGGGCGGCUCGUGUGCAAUUUGCCAAAAAAAUAACAUCAAAAGUAUUAAAAAUAUACAAUUAAAAUUUAGAAACGUGGCGUAAUGCGGAACUUAAAGUAACAAAAAUUAAAAAUGACUCUCUGUGGUGUAUUCUCCUUUCUCUCAUUGUAAAUAGCUUCUAAAAUCGAUAAUGAUGUAGGUUUAAGUGAGUAUUUUUGUUGUUGAAAUGCGAUUUAAAUGAAUUUUAGCACUGAAAAUAUAUGAUUUUAAAUAAAUCGAGAUAAAAAAAAUCAUUUGAAGAAGAAGCUGCGUGAACUGAAUGGAAAUAACGGUUUUCUUCUUUUAGGAGACGAGUUUUAUGUAUGAAUUAAAAUAAACUAUUUAAGUGUUCUUAGGUAAAUUUCUUAAUUAUUAUUCUUUUUAUUUUAUUGUUCUUUUUUUCUUCUUAAGUUAAUAUCAACGGUUUUGUAUAAUCUAUCCUUAUUUUUUUCGGUUGAUUGUAUUAUUGUUAAAUUGUGCUAAUCUUGUUUCUCUUUUACUCCAUCGUAUGUUUUCAUUGUAUUAUAAAACUUUGACACAAUAAAUUUUUUAAAAACA